Molecule: messenger RNA, 675 nt
Organism: Megalops cyprinoides (Indo-Pacific tarpon)
Lineage: Eukaryota; Metazoa; Chordata; Actinopteri; Elopiformes; Megalopidae
Gene: sf3b6
Product: splicing factor 3b, subunit 6
Exons: 4
Coding region: 142-519 (125 amino acids)
Cellular component (GO): ribonucleoprotein complex; cytoplasm; nucleus
Molecular function (GO): mRNA binding
Source: RefSeq, a predicted model, not a curated record
AUUCUUCGCCCCAGUCCUCUCUUCCGGUGUGUGGAUUUUUUACUGCGACUGCGGUUGAGUUAGCUAGGUAGCCAGCUAACUUGGAAUUUGAAAACACUUUGCGACGUUAAGAGGACAUUUCUGAACACAAAAUACGCAACCAUGGCGAUGCAAGCAGCAAAACGAGCCAACAUUCGAUUACCACCAGAGGUAAACAGAAUUCUGUACAUCAGGAAUUUGCCAUACAAAAUCACCGCCGAAGAGAUGUAUGAUAUAUUCGGGAAGUACGGUCCAAUAAGGCAAAUAAGAGUUGGGAACACACCCGAGACGAGAGGAACUGCGUAUGUGGUGUAUGAGGACAUCUUCGACGCGAAGAAUGCCUGCGAUCACUUAUCAGGAUUCAACGUCUGCAAUCGGUAUCUCGUGGUCUUGUACUACAAUGCAAACAGGGCUUUCCAGAAAAUGGACACCAAGAAGAAAGAGGAACAGUUGAAACUUCUCAAGGAAAAAUAUGGCAUCAACACAGAUCCACCAAAAUAGAUAUUUACAUCAGCAUUUGCUUUCUUAUGUACAUCAUUGUCUAGGACGAAACUUUAUUCCUCUGUAAUGCAUUUACAAAGAUCUAACUUGUAUUGUACAUUUUCUUUUUUAUCUGAUUUGAUACCCUGAAAUCAAAUGUGUAUGUUUUGAAACUGG